Molecule: messenger RNA, 3510 nt
Organism: Strongylocentrotus purpuratus (purple sea urchin)
Lineage: Eukaryota; Metazoa; Echinodermata; Echinoidea; Camarodonta; Strongylocentrotidae
Exons: 6
Coding region: 95-1396 (433 amino acids)
Source: RefSeq, a predicted model, not a curated record
GUGAUUUGUCUCAUUUAAUUGAACAACUACUUUGUUUUAGGAAACUGGUAUUGAAGAAAAUUGGACGCAAACCUAGUCAGAAAUUCGUGUACCAAUGGAUUCCCGGAGCUUUGUUGAAUUAAAACCAACUUGGAAUACUCAUGGUCCCUACGACAUUCACGUUUGUUUGAAUUGUGGUUUUGAAAAUGAAGAAAACGGUUCUCAAGAAGAAGAAGCACGUUGCAAUUCACCUCAGUCGGUAGUCGUCCUCCUCUCCACCUCCGACCAAUCGAACCCAGAGCCGUGCAUGCUGCGAAUCCAAUGUAAGCCUGGAGCCGAGGUGGUAGCCAUGGCGAUCCUGAGCAAUGCUCGUCAUGCAGAGGUUCAUGAUAACAUCGAUGGCUACCUGAGCACAUCGAGAGGACAGAGGAUAGAGGCGGAAGGCAAGGAAGGAGACGAGGAUAACGACGUCAUCUAUAAGAAGGAGAUCAAGCUAGAUAGGUCUCAUCGCAGUGUUGAAUUAAAGUUUGUGUCUUUGGCUGAUGAGAACCUCCUCCAUCUUCAUCACAUUCACCUUACGUUGAGAAGGAGCAGCAAGAUGCCUCUUCUUCAAGGUCGUCAUGGCAACGUAAACAUGGACCACGUGCGAGGUCUUCUGGCAUCCCAGCAGCCCAUUUCAGAGGAAGCAGAGAGUCUCAUGAAUACCGUUGAGCAGUACCAGAAGAACCAAUCAUCUGUAGUGCAAGAUUUUCAGGCUGCUGUGGUUGAAUCCGCAGCCAAUCAAAAGUCAGUAAGCAGUGAUCUAGGCAGUGAUCUAGGCAUGAUGGGACAGAUGGCUAGUCUCCUUUCAGGCUUCUCCCGGAGUGGCAAUCAAGGCCAGGUUGCUGCUAGUCCUAAUGUGAUGCUCAAGAUGAUGUCAUCAUUUGGAGGUGGUGGAGGUGGCGGAGGGGAUUCCCCUGGUAAAGAAAGCAUGUAUGGAGCCCUGAAGAUGAUGUGUACAGAUGUCACUAACAUGAGGUCAAGAGAAGAACAAGAUGCCAAAAACAAAGCCAAGCAGGACCAAGAAAAUAGCAACAACAAGGAAGAGAAGACCGAUCAACCUGGCGUGUCCCAAAACUCUCUUGAGAACCAUCUUGAAUCAUUCCUUGCCAAUAUGGAGGCCAAAAUGAUGUCCAGGUUGGACGCCAAACUGGACACGUUACAAGCGCACUUUGACCUCCGCCUGAAUAAGCUGGAGAAUAUGCUCACCGAGCUUACGACGCAGACAGUACAGAAGUCAGCAAGCAGUGAUCUAGGCAGUGAUCUAGGCAGUGAUCUAGGCAUGAUGGGACAGAUGGCUAGUCUCCUAUCAGGCUUCUCCCGGAGUGGAACUCAAGGCCAGGUUGCUGAAGCCAACGUGAAUGGCCAUGAAGACUGAAGAGACAAAACCUGCUGUCAAGGAGAAUGAUCAAAGGGCCUGUCUCUACAAGUACUUGUAAAUUUGUACUCUUUCGUAAGGAGGCAGUGUGGUACAAUCGGAGCAGCCAGAAAUACCAAAAUGUCCUCCAUGCAGGCUCAGGCUCAGGUGGAAACACUCCGUUUCUCGUACUAGAACAUUACCUGGAGGCCCCGUAUGCAGGAGAGUCACAUCCUAUGAACCUUAAGACACUACACUUAUUGCAAAGAGUAAGGUGUUAACCCUGUGUUUAGUGUCCCUGCAUACCAAACUGGUAAUCUUUUUACAGAUAUCGUUGUGAUAGGCUGCAUAGCCCUUUGAAGAUCAACAAUAGAAAAAGAAGAAAACGUGUCAUGUAUGAUAUCCAAAGGCUGAUUCUGCGACAUAUCUGAUCCUGAGUCCACUGACGAUUGCUCUCCCCCAGUUUCUAACACCACUGUUAAACCAGGGGUGGUGUUCUGAAAAUGAUAUUAUCAUUUAUGUUCAUAAGAUAUGAAUUAUAACAAAACAUUGGUUAAUGUCUGCCCAAAGCUGGCUGUGUUUAAGUAAAGUUAAAUGAGACAUCGGCGCAUGCAAAAAUUAUAAGUGUGAUUCUGCACAAUUUCACUUUCCAUUGACAAUUUAACAUUUUCUCCUAUCAUCAAAAAUAAGAUAGUUUUCAUAAUACAACGUCAGAAAUUAACAAAAAUAUAUAACAUCAUAAAAAGUAGACACUAAACUUCUCUGAGUUGAUGAAAUAAAAUGUGGGUCAAAUUUAUGUGAAAUAUAUUUGUUGGAUCAUCCACAAGUUUAAAGCUUAAGCAUUUAAACAGUCAUCUAUGAAUGAAAAAAGAAUAAACUUCUAAAAUUACUUAUUAAGUUUAAGUAGGAUAAGAGAAGAUUUAGAGCAAUCUUUUGUCAGGUGUCAUUUAUCAAAUCAUUUUCUUAUCUUUUAAUCCACUUUAAUUGCUCCUCUAUCAAUUAAACCCAUAGCAGUUCAGAGUUUUGUAACGCUUAAAACUUUAUUGAACCGCUUUUCCUCCCCAGUUGUUUGUAUUUUCCACUAGAAGUACAAAACAUAAACGUGAAUGGAAAUUCCAAAUUACACACACAAAAACUCAAGAAAUUGCCAAUUUGUACACAAAAUAGUGACUAUAAAUUUCUCUGCAUUGCUGAUUCAGAGACUUCAAUGAUUAUUCUGUAUUAUAUUGGUCUUAAUCACAAACGGCACAAUGUAAUGACUCAGAAAUGGACACAAAUUUUCCAUUGAACUUUGCACUUUCUUUUCGUGUACAAUUUGCAUAACAGUGCAGACUAGAUGAAAAGUUUAAAAAUGAAACGUCCCUAAAAGAUAACACUAGACUCAGUAGACUGCAAUGGGUUGAAAAGAAUUACAGCAGUUUGGUCUUUGCAAUUUUUUGUCCAGAGUAGACUUUUAGAUCUUGCCCUAAUCAUAUUUCAUGAUUACUUUCAUCUGUGACAUUGAAACAACUCAGAGAAAAAUAUUUGUUCACUCCAGUGUAAACAAAAUUAACAAUUAAUGGAAAGAAAACAUAAUACAUGUAGUUGAACAGACAUCGAUAUUAUCUGAACUGUUUGAUUAUAUUUUUUUUCUUAUGCAGUUUCCAAUGGCUUACAAGUUUGAUAACAAAAGAUGUGCAUUCCAUUAUUAACCUGCUAAAUGUUAAUCAUUUUCAUUUUACUGAAAAUAUUUGUAGAUACAUACCGGUAUAUGGAUUAUCAGAAUUAUGCGAAGGUCUACCACAGACAGACAAUAGUAAAGUGCAUAACAGAUUGAUUUUGUUGUACAGCACAGGCAGUUGAAUUCGACGGCCGAAAUGAAGACAGAAACAAUUUCACGACAGCUAAUUAGUAAUUUAUCUGAUUAAAAACUAGGUUAGUCACACCAAGAAUAAUCAUACCAGGUACUUGUAUUUUCAUGAAAACAAAUUUUAUUUGAUGUGAAAUCAAAUGGAAACACAUAUGAUUAAGUGGAAACUUACCUUUGUAUUCACAUUAUACAGAAUUGGAUGAUUCAACUAAAUUGCCGUACAGAUCAAGAUUUGGUGCAAUAAUUUUAUAGAUUUGUAAUAAAAUAAUUGCAAUUCAUAAAUUAA